Messenger RNA from Trichoderma harzianum CBS 226.95, 1278 nucleotides. RefSeq lists its product as hypothetical. Lineage: Eukaryota; Fungi; Ascomycota; Sordariomycetes; Hypocreales; Hypocreaceae. Gene Ontology annotation, cellular component: cytoplasm. The transcript is spliced from 2 exons. The record is from RefSeq and is a predicted model, not a curated record. Gene Ontology annotation, molecular function: pyridoxal phosphate binding; O-phospho-L-serine:2-oxoglutarate transaminase activity. The coding region runs from base 1 to 1278 and encodes 425 amino acids. Gene Ontology annotation, biological process: L-serine biosynthetic process.
AUGCCUGCCAGAGAGGACAUCACAUAUUUCGGUGCCGGCCCGGCUCUACUUCCUACAGAAACACUGGAGAGGGCCGCCCAAGCAUUGGUUAACUUUAACGAGACUGGACUCGGACUUGCUGAACACUCGCAUCGCUCCGAGAUUGCCAACACCAUCAUCAACGAGGCCAAGGCUGAUUUGGCCACGUUCCUCGACAUCCCCGAUGACUAUGAGAUUCUCUUUAUGCAGGGAGGCGGCACGGGCGGGUUCGCCAGCACGGCGUACAACAUGGUAGGCACAUGGGUCGCCAACAAGCAAGCAGAGAUCUCCUCACAGCCCGGACAGAACAACUCCGAACAGACGCAGCUUUUGAACGACGCAGUUAAUAAUGAUCUCAAGUUAGACUACAUCGUCACCGGCAGCUGGUCAGCCAAGGCGGCGGCCGAAGCGGCGAGACUGUUUGGCCAAGACAAAGUCAAUAUCGUCGCUGAUGCCAAACUCAGCAACAACGGCAAGUUUGGCAUCAUUCCCGAUGAGAGCACCUGGAAGCUUUCCAAGAAUGCUGCUUUAGUUUACUACUGCGACAACGAAACAGUCGACGGAGUGGAAUUUGCCGGGUUCCCCAAGAUUCUGGCUCCCGGCCCUGACGGCAAAGGCCCCAUUGUCGUGGCUGACAUGUCCUCAAAUAUCCUCUCGCGAAAGGUUGACGUCAAGAACUUCUCCGUCAUCUUCUUCGGUGCCCAGAAGAACCUAGGAUCUACCGGCAUCACCGUCGUCAUCAUCAAGAAGAGCCUCAUUGCCCCCAUCACUAAACAACCCUCGGCGCAAACGAUGAGACAGCUGGGUCUCCCUAUUCCCCCCAUCAUCUUGCAAUACGACACCAUUGCUCAGAACAACAGCUUGUACAACACGCUCAGCAUCUUCGAUGUCUACAUCGCCGGCCAAGUCCUGAAGAGGGCUCUCGCCAACUUCCCAGACAAUGUCAGCGGCCAGGAGAAGCUCUCCAAGCAAAAGGCCCAGCUCAUCUACAACGCUCUGGACUCCCACCCCGACGCAUACCGCGUCGUGCCCGACAAGUCGGUGCGUUCCAGAAUGAACAUUUGCUUCAGGGUGACCAAGGGCGGCGACAUCGAUGCUGCUGAAAAGGACUUCUUGAAGCAAUCCACUGCUCUGGGCCUCACCGGCCUCAAGGGACAUCGUAGCGUGGGCGGAAUCCGCGCCUCAAACUACAACUCGAUUACUUUGGAGGGAGCGCAGAAACUAGCCCAGUUUCUUAUUGAUUUUGCAAAGACUUCUUGA